Molecule: messenger RNA, 405 nt
Organism: Diaporthe citri
Lineage: Eukaryota; Fungi; Ascomycota; Sordariomycetes; Diaporthales; Diaporthaceae
Exons: 3
Coding region: 1-405 (134 amino acids)
Biological process (GO): succinate metabolic process; mitochondrial respiratory chain complex II assembly
Cellular component (GO): mitochondrial intermembrane space; mitochondrion
Source: RefSeq, a predicted model, not a curated record
AUGAACUCAUCAAGGCGCCUCCUGGCCUCAGCAACCUCCGCCCGCGGCGGCAACGGCCUCCGGCCCGAGCCCCUCGCCCUGCUGCCGCCAAUACCGCUGUACCGGCGGCUGUUCCGCGCCCACCGCAAGCACCUGCCGCAGCAGAUGCGCGUGCUGGGCGACGAGUACAUCAAGCACGAGUUCAGGGCCCACCGCAACGUCGACAACCCUGCACAUCUGAUUGGAUUUUUGACCGAGUGGCAGCUUUAUGCCCAGAAGAUAGAGGGCGACGCCUGGGUCGGUGAGAAGUUGGACCCGGGAAAGGUCGAGAAGAUGAGCAAUCAACAAGUAGGGCAGCUCUACGAGCUGAUGCAGGCGAUAAAGAAACGCCGCGAGGAAGGGGACCCAGGGGAUUCGACUCCAUGA